Messenger RNA from Rotaria sp. Silwood1, 1047 nucleotides. The record is from the annotation of a GenBank genome assembly. Lineage: Eukaryota; Metazoa; Rotifera; Eurotatoria; Philodinida; Philodinidae.
AUGGCAAACAACAACACUGCUUCAAAUAAUUUUACUACGGAAGACUAUUCAACACCAAGUGCACUAAUAGGGAUAGCUUCCAAAGAUUCCACUUCGACCUCGGAUAAAUCUGUGAUACUGCCGAACAACGACCUAGAACUGAAAACUUAUACUAGUUUUGCUAGUCCAUCUGCACCUGAUAUUGAUGAUCUCCCACCAAACUAUUUUGAUAUAUCAAUUGUGCCUAAUGGAGCUAUUUUAUACCACAAUGAUGUUACUCCAUACACAGAAGCAUCGAAAGCAGAAAUAAAACGUAAUGGAAAAGGUGUUAUUUCAUUCGAUCAACUUGUUGACAAGAAUCCCGAUCAAUUAUGGCUGUACUUCAUGACAUAUCUCAAUGAAAAACCACAAUUAAAAGUCAACAUUCAUGGUUAUUAUACAGAAACUUAUACGGAAACGGAAAGUUAUCAGGACUCUGAUGGUAAUUGGCAAACUCGUAGUGUAAUGAAGUCUCGUGAUGUGACUGAAUUUAAUUUUUCCAUUGAUCUAUCGCCUUACAUUUCUGAACAAUGGAGACGUGUUGCUGUUAUUCCAUCGGCAAAGGCGAUAAGAGCUGGUGAAACCGUUACAUUACGAGAUGCUCUUGAACAAUAUACACUUUCCAACAAGAAAAUCAAAGAAAUAGUAUUGCAAAAGCAAUAUCAUGGCUGGAAUUUAGAAGAAUUGCAGAAAAAACUUAUUGUAUUAGUUCGUUCAACUGGUUAUCAAAAUAGCAUUAAUGUCACUUAUAAUAGAGUCAAUUAUCAGAUUACUGCUCGUUCAUCUUCAAAAUUUAGCCGUUUUGCUAAUUCGACUGUGAUUCGUGUCUUGUGUUGUAUUUCCUGCCUAUGUAUUAUUUUUGGUCCUAUUUAUUAUUGUUUACGUACUAUAGGUUCAACGCGUGAUAAUAUUGUUGCCGAAUAUAUGAUGAUGAAGUCUGAUGAUACUUUUCUUCAACUUAAUGCUCAAAUGAUUGUUAAUGCAGUGAUUCAGCGUUCAUAUAAUUCGUAUAUAGCACAUUUUGCCUAA